Molecule: messenger RNA, 4959 nt
Organism: Linum trigynum
Lineage: Eukaryota; Viridiplantae; Streptophyta; Magnoliopsida; Malpighiales; Linaceae
Source: the annotation of a GenBank genome assembly
AGAUGAUCGAUAAUGAUUUAUGAUCACUUAGUUUGUAGGAUUGAGAUUUUUAUUUUAUUUUAUAUUUUUGUCAAGACAAUGCAUGGUGUGGUGGGCAUAAUUAGGGAGUUUGGUACAGGUAUUAAUAGGCAAAUAAUUAAAUUGUGGAUCUAGCUAGUUGCCGUGAACACUUAUGAUACAUUGGGUCCUAUAAAUUGCAGGUUAAAUUAUGAAAUGACCUUACUUUAUACGGGUGAGGGGCCUGAGAUGCUAUAUAUGUAAGUUUGAUUGUUUGAAAAAGGGGAUUUAUGUAAUUUAUUCUUAGAAUAGAGCAGUUAAUAUGUAGCAUUGGUCUUCCAAUUUAAAAAAAAAGUUCCUUUAGACAACAAGAAUCCAAACUAAAGAGCACAAUCUGCUGACCUAGAAAAACUAUGGAGAGUGAGAUCUGAUGACUUUGUCCACAUCUUCAUUUGGUCAUGCAGCAUUGCAAUUGCAAAGCAAGCCCACGCCCUUGAAUGGAUGCAUGCGCAUCCCUAUGCUAAUUACUUACUAGUUAAUUAUCACAAGUCAAUAAUACCCCAAAAUUAGCCAUUAAUCUGGCCGUACCAGUUUAGUUUUCAUGAUAUCGUAUAAAACAUUGUAUUUAUUAUAUUCGACUUCUUGCAUAUGAUAGUGUAAUCAAUUUAUACUAUAUUAUGUAAGGAGAUCAUAAACAUUAUUGAGCUUGUUGUGUAUGUCUACCAACAAAACAUUAAUUUUUUCUAUCUCACGAUAAUUCAUGAUGUUAAGAAUUUGUCAUUAGCUUAAUGUUAUCAGUCAGGUUUGCAACGAGGACUUGGAGCUUCACUUGUACGAUUGAGGAGUUCAAAGCAUGAGGAUACAAAACUCGUAUUUUCAUCUGUGUGAAUUCAAUCACAUUGCUUCAUAACGUAUGUUUAAGUUUUUUUUAAACCUUUUAGUUGGGAAACACUUGAGAUAAAAGAAAACAAUGAGAUUUGUAACUAAUUAUCUUUGAGAUUUCUAAGUUUGAAAAAUUUUGCCGCUAAAUUAAAUAUUGAUUUGAAGACAAAUAUUCUCACCACACAUGAUUACUCUAAAAAGAAAAAGGGAAAAAACCCUUCUCAUCUAGGAUUUAGGAAGGAACAGAAGAAGAAGAGGAAUGGGAGGAAUAUAUGUCAGUUUGAUGCCAAUUUUUUUUUUUAUAUGUUAACCUCUCUCUCUCUCUCUCUCUCUCUCUCUCUCUCUCUCUCUCUCUCUUUCCACUCACUCUCUCUCUUUCUCAGAUGGAAACACAACCCCAUAAAGCAAGAAGCACUGCACAGUGCACACACAUAAACUUCCACUACACAGCUCAAAGAAACCAAAAGCAAAAGCAGAACCCUCCCUUCCCCACUGCAAACUUUAUUUCCCAUAACAUUUUAAAUUUCUACUUUUUCAUUUUCAGCCAGCCCCCUCUUUCCCCCAUGUUCUUCUUCUGAACCAGCCACCACCACCACCAGCAGCAGAAGAGAGAAGAUCAACGGAGAGCGAGCUGCUUCCCAGUUCCCACAGCUCAAUAAUUCCAGCUUUCCAUAUUCGGAGUUCUACCUCCUUUUGAAUUCUCGUCAUAGAUCGUCUUCACAAUUACUAGCCUUUGCUGAAGGGUGAAUUUGCCUCCAAUCCAUGGAUACAGCCCAGUGGCCACAGGAGAUAGUGGUGAAGCCAUUAGAAGAGAUAGUAGUUGGUGCUACUCCUCAAAAGCCUGGAGGAGGGUUAACACCAACUUCAUCAGGAGGAGGAGGAGGAGGUGGAAGCUUGGAGAGGAAAGUAAGGCCACAAAAGGAGCAAGCUUUGAACUGCCCAAGGUGCAACUCAACCAACACCAAGUUCUGUUACUACAACAACUACAGCCUCACACAGCCCAGGUACUUCUGCAAGACCUGCAGAAGGUACUGGACUGAAGGCGGAUCCCUCAGAAACAUCCCGGUCGGAGGCGGCUCCAGGAAGAACAAGAGACCUUCUUCUUCACUUUCCUCAUCACCAGCCAACACUUCUUCAAAGAAACUCCCUGGUUUGAUUUCCUCUCCCGCUGCUGCCCUGACUCCCAAUUCCUCUGCUGGUAAUGGUAUUGCAACUACAGCAGGUUCCCAAAACCCUAAUAUUAGUAACAAGAUGAUUCAUCAGGAGGGUCAAGAUCUGAACUUGGCCUUCCCACGGAGCUUCACGGAAUUGAUUCAUCAGAAUGGGAAUCAUCACCAUCAUGAUGGUGAGAACAAGAGCCAGAUUUCAGCUAUGGAGCUGCUGACUGGAAUCUCACCAGCCAGGGGAGGAAUAUUGAACAAUCCUAGCUUCAUGCAUAUGCCACCACCACAAUCGUCGCUUGUUCAUCAUCAUCAUCAUCAGGCUGCAGCUGAUCAUGGUGGCGGUGGUGGGGGUUAUAAUACUACAUCUGGGUUGAGUUUCCCGGUGCUGCAACAUCAGGAUUUCAAGCAUAACGGCUUGAGUUUCUCGCUGGAUGGGAUUGGGCUUGGGAUCAGCAGUGAUAAUAAUGAGAGUGGUGAUGGUUAUCAUCAUCAUAAUCAUGAAGGUGGUGGUGGUGGAGGAGGGAGGCCCAUGUUUUCGUUUGAAGAUCUGAAGCAAGUGCCGAACAGCAACACUACCACGAACGAUAGUAAUGGGGAGAUGGUGAGUAAUGGUGAUGGUAAAGAUCAGCAUGCAGAUUCGAGUGGGUACUGGACUGGGAUGUUAGGGGGUGGAUCAUGGUAACUUUUAUUACUUAAUCAGAGCCCGGGAUUUACAAGACAAAGUAUAAAGAGUUAAUCAUCGUUGAUGAGUUGAGUCCUUUUCUUACCCUUUACUUUACUUUGCCUUUCUAGUUUUUCUUUAUGAACAGGGAGGAAAGGGAGAGAGAUUCUCCACUUUCUGUGUAUUGAAAUUUCUUGCUUUGAGGUGGGUGGGUGGUGGUGAUGAUGACUUUGGUUGGGAAUUCCUUCAUUGUUCUUAUUAUUACUAACAGAGGAUAGGAGGACAUGGCGGGAUAAUAUAAUAUACAAUUGGGGGUUUUUAUUUUUCCUUUUGCUUUUCUCUAGCAUAUGAUGAUGAUCUGGAUCAGUUUGAGUUUGGAUUGGCCCUUGAUUGAUCCCAAGUUUGAGGCUUUUUUUGUAAUUUAUGGGGAGUCUCUUACUUCCUAUGUAGCUAACUAGCUAUAUAAUGGUGAUGAUGAGGCUUUGAAGUUUUUAGGAAUUAGCUUCAUUCUAAAGGAUCAUCAUAUAGAAGAAGGAAGAAGAUGAUGGAUGGAGCAGAAGUUAUAUCAAUCUAAAUUCAUGCUCAUGGUAAUGAAGGGUCAGCUUUCGGUUUGGUCGUGUCAGAAGAGUUCGUGAACUACCACUGGAAAAGAAGCUUGAAGCUUAGAGAGAGAGAGAGAGAGAGAGAGAGAGAGAGAGAGAGAGAGAGAGAGAGAGAGAGAGAGAGAGAGAGAGAGAGAGAGAGAGAGAGUAAGGAACAAAAAGCUGGUAAUGCAUGGGUGGGUUGGAGCAGAAGGGUUAAUCAAUGGAGAAAAAGAACAAUUAUGAUAAUUAUUAUAAUGUAAAGAUGACAUGUGGGGGAAUUCGUCAGACAUUAAUUAAUUAGUGUGAGUUGUUUUAAUUAUGGGUUUCCAUAGAAUUGUAAGAUUGCUACAUAUAAUUAUACUAAUCCUGGAAUUUCUGGGUUCAAAUCGGGCUGCUGCUGCUGCUGGGAAAUUUCAAUGUAGUCGUCGUUGUCUCCUUCUUGCUUUUGUCGUAUGCUCUUGUUCCAUUUUUGUUGUGUCUGGUUUCAUGAUAAUCAGUGCACAAAUAAAGAAAACACAAGGCUAUGCAGUCUAUCUACUGUAUACGUACUGGUACUGCCGCCGCAGCUCACUCACACAGCUGGUAAUAACAACAACAAUAAAUAAAUGCAUGAUCAUUAAUGCUUUAAUAUAGGGUAUUUUUGUACAGUAACUUUUCUGGUGUUCUCAAAAUUUCAAUGGAUAUGAUAAAAUUUGCAGAUAAUUAACUAUUAGCUCCAUGACUAAACCCAAAAUGUCAUGAUUAAUGCUUUAAUAAAGGGUAUAUUUUGUACUGUAACUAUUUUACCAUUAACCAGCAGAAGGGAGAAACAAAAAAAAAACACUGAACAAAUUAAAGGGCAAAAAAGAGAGACAUUCAUCAUAUGCACAGAUAUAUUUGGUCCUGCUAAAGAAGAACAGCUUGCUUUGCUGCUAGGUUGAGCAAUGAGCAGAGGGCCAGGUAGAAGACGGUUAAAAACAGUUACUUAUAUCUCUGUAACAUUUUGCCUUUGACCUGUUCUUUAUCAUUACGUGCCCCAUUCUCCCUCCCUCUCUCUCUCCACUACUUCAUUUCUUUCCAUGGACUAUGGUACGAUCCAGCAAUUAAUUUGUGGUAAUCAGAAUGGUUAACUGUUAAUCUUUCAGCAGCCCUUAACCUAACAGAUUCUUGUUUCUCUGUUUUCAUUUAAUGUUCAUAAUCAUAGUUUAGUGAUGGAUGGUUGAAAGAAAGAAAGAAAGAGAAAGAUCUGACCGACGCUUUACUUGGGACAGUAAAGCAGAAGAGACCCACAUAAACAUUCUCCUUGGGGACUGUGUGUCUGUAUGUAUAAGGACAAAGACGAGAAGAAGAAUAAUUCAUUCACGCCACGCCACGCCACGCCACUACUACCAGUCUCCGUUCCGUCGUAACAUCCUACUCACAAAGAAUCAUUAAUCCUAGCUACUCGAUUCUGAUAAGUGAAAUCCGACAGGCCAUCAAUGGUGCUCCACAUUCUCUGUUCAUGUGAACGAAACAUCAAACAGUCUUAGCAUCAUCACCCAGAACGUAUACGAAGAAGAUGGAGUUCAAGUCUCUAGAACAGAAUGUUUCAUUUUCUACCCCAGGAUUUCGUAUCCAGUUGUGCUUGUGCUUGAUGGGUAUAGUACAUAUUCACUUCCAUACUAGCGAGAGAGAAAAAAGAGCAUAAAAAUGG